AUGACCGAAAGUUUAAAGGCUCGUGUGAAGAGAGUGAGCACCGUUUACGAUCAUGGCACGGGCGUCACACGUCGCUUCAUCACUUUGUGCGAAGCUCGCGGUGAAUGUAUUCUACUCGAAGAUGACUGGUCACGUUUAGACUUUCAAGAAAAUGAGGUGCUGAAAAUCGAGAAUCUUGACCGAAAACCCCUGGGGGAAAUUUGCGGUUAUGCUCGAGUCGAUUACAAACUCCAGACGCGCAAAGAUACAAAGAUUGAGGUGCUGGCGUCUGUUCCAUCCACAACCUACCAGCCGAGUUAUCCAACAAUCAUUGUCCGCUUUCUCGAAGUUGAUCCAAGAUUUAAACCGGCACCGAAAUCAGGAACUGAAGAAAAGCCUCAUCUCGUCCAAGAUGUGAAUGGCGAUGAUUCGGUGUAUACUUUAAGAGAGUUUCGCAAUGUUAAUGGAGAUGGUCAUGAAUUGUCCUAUGAUAGGUCAAAGAUCUACAAACUCUAUAAUGUGAAAAUAUAUCAAGACGAACAUCUCAUCCAUUUCUCUCAUUACGGACUCAGCGAAGCAGGUGGUGAUGAUUCAUUCCAUUUUGCCAAUUCUAAAGUCCCAAAGGCUCCUUUGAUUCCUUUUCCGAUAGAUUACAAAUUACUCUCCGAAGACGAGAAUUUCCAGCGA
Mesorhabditis belari is the source of this 666-nucleotide messenger RNA. The record is from the annotation of a GenBank genome assembly. Lineage: Eukaryota; Metazoa; Nematoda; Chromadorea; Rhabditida; Rhabditidae.